CCCCAUCCCCCCUCCCCAGCCCCCCCUGAGCCCGCAGCACCCAUGGAGCCGGGACCCGAGGCGCUGCUGGACCUCAGCUUCCUGACCGAGGCGGAGCGCUGCGCCAUCGCAGAGGUGCUGCACCGCGAUGCUCUGCUGCGCCGCGCAGAGGAGGGUCGAGUCAGCAAACUGCGCCAGUCGGUGUCGGACCCGGUGAGGCUGCGGACCCUGACAGGGGAAUGGUUCUGCCACGUCCGCGCCCAGCGCCAUCGGAACCUGCUGGGAUCCGACCUGGUCCGUGCGUCCAUCCGGCGCAGGAGGCGGCCGUGGGGAGCGGCAGAGCUGGAGUGCAGGCUCAGCCAGGGUGAGCUGGAGGCCAUCAGGGAGUGGCUGCUGGAGGAGAAGGAGGAUGAGGAGGGUGCGCGGGAGGAGAGCCCCAAUGAGGAUGGAGUCCUGGCAGCCACAGAGCCACAGCCCAAACCCACUGCCCCAGAAGGGACAACGGUGUCACCAUCUCUGCAGCAGGGUGACGUCCCUGCAGGGGAACGGGACGGCCCCAAAGAGCCAGGUGACAGAGUGGAUGGGAAACCCUUUGGCACCUCCAGUGUGGAGGAAGAUGAGGAGGAGCCCAACCCUGCACACAGCAGUCCUGGUGUCGUACAGGUGGGGUGGGGGCAUGUGGGGGGAUGGUGGCAAUGCUGUGACAGCGCUGUGCUCCUCCUGGCUGACAGAACCGGCUCUGUGCAGACUGGGAAAUGCCUGCCUGCUUUGCGCUGUGCCAGGUGGCUCUUCCCCAUCAUUGGCCAUAUGGGUAUCUGCACGUCGACGGGGGUCAUUCGGGACUUCGCGGGGCCGUAUUUUGUCUCAGAAGACAACAUGGCGUUUGGGAAGCCAGUGAAGUACUGGAAGCUGGAUCCUGGCAAAGUGUACUCCAGCAGCCCCAACGCAUGGGACACAGCUGUGCACGACGCCUCGGAGGAGUACAAACACCGAAUGCACAACCUUUGCUGUGAUAACUGCCAUUCUCACGUGGCUCUGGCCUUAAACUUGAUGAGAUAUGACAACAGCACCUCCUGGAACAUGGUCAAACUCUGCUUCUUCUCACUCCUCUAUGGGAAGUACGUCAGCAUAGGGGGAUUUGUGAAGACCUGGCUUCCCUUUGUCCUCUUCUUGGGGGCCAUCCUGACGGUCGUUCUGACGCUUCACCUGCGGUGAUAACAGCUGUGAGCUCCCCGUCCCGUGGGCACACGAAGGAGGGA
Molecule: messenger RNA, 1238 nt
Organism: Meleagris gallopavo (turkey)
Lineage: Eukaryota; Metazoa; Chordata; Aves; Galliformes; Phasianidae
Source: RefSeq, a predicted model, not a curated record